Molecule: messenger RNA, 738 nt
Organism: Mauremys reevesii (Reeves's turtle)
Lineage: Eukaryota; Metazoa; Chordata; Testudines; Geoemydidae
Product: butyrophilin subfamily 1 member A1-like
Exons: 4
Coding region: 1-708 (235 amino acids)
Molecular function (GO): protein binding
Source: RefSeq, a predicted model, not a curated record
AUGGACUUGUUUUAUUUGUCAUGCCAGUCUCAGCACAUCUCAGGAAUCAGCAGGACUAUCGAUACCAUCUGCUAUUCCAGGCCCUUCAACUUCUUCAGCAUUGGGGCCAACGUUGAUGCCAUCAACACCCUUGAUGAAAUGAAGAAGGAAUUAGAAUGGAGAAGGGCUCGGAACAAUUCAGAUGACAUCACUCUUAAUGGAGUUACAGCCCACCCCAACCUCCACAUUUCUGGGGAUAAGAAGAGUUUUACACAUGAAGCCCAACCUCAGAAAGUUCCUCCAGCUCCAGAGAGGUUCGAUUCAACUGUCUGUGUGUUGGGCUCUGAAGGAUUCUCCUCUGGAAAGCACUACUGGGAGGUGGAGGUUGUGAGCAGCACUGACUGGGACCUGGGAGUGGCCAGAAAGUCAAUACAAAGAAAAGGAAAACUUUCUUUGUCUCAUAAAGAGGGAUUCUGGGCUCUGGGUCUGAGUGGGAGAGAUUAUUGGGCAAAAACAGACCCAUGGACCCGGGUCAUGGUGCAGAAAAAGCCCAAGAAAAUUGGAGUUUACCUUAGUUACCAACAGGGGCAGGUGACUUUUUUCAAUGUAACUGACAUGUCUGUGUUGUUCACAUUUAAUGAAUGUUCAUUCUCAGGAGAGAUUUAUCCAUUCUUUAAAAAUUCACACAAAGAAACAUCAAUGAGAAUUUGUUCAAUUAAAGAGGAAUAAAUAUAACAUGACACUGAUGCUGAUUUUAUA